Ipomoea triloba (trilobed morning glory) is the source of this 1620-nucleotide messenger RNA. RefSeq lists its product as uncharacterized. Bases 1 to 1620 code for a protein of 539 amino acids. The transcript has a single exon. The record is from RefSeq and is a predicted model, not a curated record. NCBI's taxonomy places the organism in Eukaryota, Viridiplantae, Streptophyta, Magnoliopsida, Solanales, Convolvulaceae.
AUGGAAGGUUUCGAGCGAAGGCUACAAAACCUACAGGACCAAUUUGAAGGCAAGGUGAGGCCUUCCGCUGAGAAUCUAUUAACCUCCUCGCCCUUCGUGGAUGAAAUUAUGGAUUAUCGGGCUCCCGCGGACCUAAAAAUCCCGGAGCAUGCUAGUUUCGAUGGGACGGGGGAUCCCCGAGAACAUCUGGUCAGUUAUCAGGCCAAACUGCAAGUCCUAGGGGUGGAAGAACCACUUAUGUGCAAGGCUUUUCUCCCUACUCUCAAGGGACUCGCCCAAAAAUGGUUUCUGGCACUGCCAAGCCGUUCCAUUCGGUGCUUCAAUGAUUUGGCCGACCGAUUCCUUACUCACUAUGCCGUAAACAUCAAGCCGCAGCGCAAUCUUACUCACCUGAGCGGGAUCAGUCAGGAUGAGGGAGAAGCUUUGAAAACGUAUCUGGCUCGCUGGCAAAAGGAGGUACAAACCAUUGAGGGGUUAGAUGAGCAAGUGGCUAUCACCUUUUUCAUGGAGUCGCUCCGAGCGGGCAAAUUGUUUAUUCAUCUUUACAAUGAUCGCCCAAAGACGUAUGUAGAGGCUAUCCAAAGAGCCAGUCGUCAAGCAGACACGGAAGAGGCUGUGAGACAAAAGCGGCAGCGAGAAGCUGCCGGGUCCAGCGCUAAGCGAUCACAACCUGAGUCCAAGAGUCGAACGGAACCUGAGCGCCCUAGUCGUACUAAGGUACGACGAGGAUCUGAGAGGGUGGGGGCUUCGCCCCCUCACCUUACCGUAGCCCAACCCGUGCAUGAGGUUAAAGAUACCUUGCCUCCCCCUCCGCCUCUGAAACCUGGAGAUCAGCCCGAGAUCUUGCCCCCGGGAGGGGUCUCGUCGAAAUACUAUCGAUAUCACCGAUCGACUACACACACCACGGAGGAAUGUUCUUACCUGCGCAGAGAAAUAGAGGCAAUGAUACAGAAGGGUGCUCCGCCUCCACCUAAUCAAUGGAGGCGAUAUCCGCGUUCCGAUAAAACAGAUUCACGCUCUGAUCGAGGAAAACAACCCGCCUCUGAGGAAGAGGAGACUAAUUGGAAGCACAAACCUGUUAUCAACAUGAUAGUAGGAGGACUGGAAGGAGGGGAUUCAUCCGGUUCUCGGAAAGCUUGGGCUCGGCAACUAUAUGUGGGAACCAUCUACGGUCGGGACGACAGUCUAAAGAAGGUAUGUCGAGAACCCAUUGUGUUUACUGAUGAGGACUUACCCCGAAGCCAACAUCCCCAUCGGGAUGCUUUGGUUAUUGCCAUGGACGUCCAUGGUACGGUAGUCCGAAGAGUCCUAGUGGACACAGGAAGUAGCGUGAACAUUUUGUAUUUAGAGGUGUUUGAGAGGUUAGGGUUACAACGUAACAAGCUAAAACCUGUGAAAACGCCUUUAGCCGGUUUUACCGGGGACUCAAUUGAGUCAGAGGGAUCCAUACGUUUACCGGUUGAAAUUGGGACCUUUCCCAACCUUCGAAGCAUAGACAUGNGGCGUCGGGAGGUAGCUCGAUCUGUUAUGGAUCGAUUAAGUGACCCCCAGGGAAAUUCGUUACGAAACCCACCACGCGGAAACCCGGAUCGACCGAACGGCAAUCGCCAAGAACGUUGA